UGGGUGGGUGUGUAGUGGGCUGGAAGGCGAGUGGUGGAGAGAGGAAGGGGCCAUUCCAGAGGUAUGCGUGUGUGAGAAAGAGUGUAGGCAGCCUAAACACUAAUGACAAGCUUUGUUCCCCUUCUUUUUUGUAGUUUUUUUAAAUGUGCAGGUUAAGAAUAUGAGAGCUGAAGGUGGCUUCUGGGGUGCAAUCAUUUGAAUACUAAAGGAUGGGGCGUUAGCGGGCAGGACUUUGGUGGGUUUCUCUGCGUAGCUCUCUGAAUUAACACUGGAAACGCGAGCACGAUCCCCGGGAAAGUGGAGCCGGGUGGUUUUGGAGUACUCAAUCUGCCUGGGUCCUCAUUGCCUAGAUAGGUUUGGACCGGCAGGGAUUUGUUUCGUUAUCCUUUAUUAAACCCACCUCUCUCUCUCUCUCUCUCUCUCUGGCUCUCUGGCUCUGUGCUUCUUGCCUAUAAUAGCAUAGUGGUGAGAUCCACAUAUUGCAGAAUUCUGCGGGUGAGAGUAAAAAGGAAAAACAGGAUGAAAGUUCGAUGACGUGCUGCGGCAAUCAGGUAUGCUGCUAAAAGUUUGGGGAAAAUUGUCUGGAUGCGGUCUGCUGACAGAAGAAUGAAGCACUCGCAAACUUUUUUCAGGUCUGGAAGAGUCGUAUCUCUGUGAUUGUGUUUGUUCAUGUGGGAUUUGCGGCGGCUUGGUUGCAAAGGAAGACCAAUCAUUUCUCUCGAUUCUCUGGGCUGAGAGCAGGCAAACUAAGGGGGACGGGACGAGCAACCCCCUCUAUCAAGACCUGAUCUAUUUCCCCAAACUGUUUAGUGUAUUCAUGAGGUUACGCAAUUGCGGAGGCAGCAAAAUUAUCGUAAUCAAUUGAAACAGCGACUGCGCAUCCAUGGCUCUGAUUAUUUGGAGAUAGUCUAUCAGCCUGAUGUCUAUGUAACGAGGAAAGGGGGGCAUUGAAUUACUGUCGAGUUUCUCGGAAGUCCAUGAUCAUUGGGCAAGGGAGUUUAGUCAGUGAUAAUAGGGCUCCUUGGUCGGCGGACGGAAGAAUUUUAUGUUACAUUAGAUAGCUGACUUAGCCCUGCUGAAAGGUGCUGUUUUGAAACCAAACCCCACACUGUCCAGACGAUUGACUGCAGUCUGUUCUCUGCAAUCUCUUUUUUUUUCAACCUGACAAAGGAAAAAAGAGGCAGACGAGCCACAGGUCUGGGACGAUAAACAUGGAGGUUAGGUACAACCAAGAGACAGAAGGGCUGGGACUGAGGAAUGGACUAAAGAAGGGGAAAGAUGACAAGGAAUCCCAAGGAAGCUUGUCAAAAAGCUACCUCAAGGAGCAACCAGACUCUUUUUCCCCCACUGGGACUGUGGACAACUGUGAGAAGAACAGAGGGAGCACGGCAGACCUAGACUACUGUCGGAGGAUAUUAGUCCGAGAUGCUAAAGGCUCUAUCCGAGAGAUUAUCCUGCCAAAGGGUUUGGAUUUGGACCGACCCAAGCGAACCCGCACCUCUUUCACUGCAGAGCAGCUCUACCGGUUAGAGAUGGAGUUCCAGAGGUGCCAGUAUGUGGUUGGGAGGGAAAGGACAGAACUGGCCCGUCAACUCAAUCUGUCUGAAACUCAGGUGAAGGUCUGGUUCCAAAACCGGCGCACUAAGCAGAAGAAGGACCAGGGGAAGGACUCUGAGCUGCGUUCAGUGGUUUCAGAAACAGCCGCCACCUGCAGUGUCCUCAGACUACUGGAGCAGGGACGGCUGCUGACUCCUCCAGGCCUGCCGGGGCUCCUGCCCCACUGUGGCAGCGGCACACUGGGCUCCAGUCUGCGCCCCCCGUCCAUGACCAUGUCCAGCAACAGCAGCAGUGGCAGCAGCAGUGGCAGCAGCAGCAGCAGCGGCGGCAGCACCAGCACGGCGGGGGGCAGCCCUCCACUACCUGCCGCCACCAGCUCAGGGACAGUGGCAGGUCUGCAGAGUUCACAGGGGGCUCAUGGGCUCUUCAGCUUCCCCAUGCCCUCCUUACUCAGCGGUGUCGCCACACGCAUUUCCUCCAACCCCCUGUCCAUGGCUGGCUCUCUGGCCGGCAACCUGCAGGAACUUUCCGCUCGAUACCUGAGCUCCUCUGCUUUUGAGCCUUACACGCGGACCAAUGGUAAAGAACCCAUGGACAAGAAAAUUGUGGAAUGAUGCUUUGUUUUCACAUAAAUGGAUUCCUGUUUCGUCUGGACACAUUCUGGUCUUUGUACUGCCUUCUAUUAUCUCUGCUCAUUCUCUUUCGUUCGUCUGUGUCAUGUUCUGUAGCAGUUCAUGUAUUCCAGUUCUCACAGAAAACUAAGACCUACACAUACUCAGCUAACAAAGAUUUUGCAUAAAUGUUCAUAUUUUGUUACAGACACAUGAUGAGAUUUAUGAGGGAUCUUUCAAGGUUCUGUUCAAACACAUUUCCUUCUUGAAUCCCAUAUUACCAUAUACACCACACAGGGGCCCAGAGAAUAUGCCUGCAUCUCGCCACAAAAGGUCUGCCGCUGUAAGAGAAGUGGUACAUAAUGUAUAGCAAGGAGUGAGGGAUAAGCGACAGACAAUGUAAAGUGAUGGUACCUUUGCGAAUUUGGCUUACUAUUGCAGGUAGAUGUAGAGAAAGGAAGCUAGCUGUCAAAUAUCUUAGCAGCAUUUUGUAAGAUCAAUUCAGCAAAUGAAAAAACAAACAUUUAAAAUGCAACAAUAUAAAUGAACAGGAAAGGCCAAUGUCUCAAUACAGAAAUGGGGGAGGAAAAAAAAUAAAGGGCAUGUGUUGGAAGGUCAUCGCAAGGCCGUUGUUAUCAUCGAGCCCAAAGCGUUUGACAAAGGAAUGCUACUUACGAUGCCUCGUGAAAAUUAGGCUGCAAAAAGUUUUGUUGUGUAUCUGUUUGUGUUCAGUUUGGACCAAAACAAAACAUAAUCCAGAGAAGGUGUUGUCAUACAGUGCAAUUGUUGUUAAUGUUCAGUGUUGUUUUCUCUACUUAAACAUUUGACAACAAACGUUUUCACUUUGUUGCAUUUUCGUCUUCAAGAUGCAGUACCUGAGUCCUUUUUUG
Messenger RNA from Pungitius pungitius (ninespine stickleback), 3058 nucleotides. It is a transcript of the gene vax1, whose product is annotated as ventral anterior homeobox 1. Bases 1212 to 2171 code for a protein of 319 amino acids. Gene Ontology annotation, molecular function: DNA-binding transcription factor activity, RNA polymerase II-specific; RNA polymerase II cis-regulatory region sequence-specific DNA binding. Gene Ontology annotation, biological process: brain development; neuron differentiation; regulation of transcription by RNA polymerase II. The transcript is spliced from 3 exons. The record is from RefSeq and is a predicted model, not a curated record. Lineage: Eukaryota; Metazoa; Chordata; Actinopteri; Perciformes; Gasterosteidae. Gene Ontology annotation, cellular component: nucleus.